CCCGCUCUCUACCUGCUCAGCCAUACACAUGUUGACCAUAUUCGCGGUCUGGAUGCAUCGACAUUCUGCGGUAAAGUCAUCUGCUCGCCAGACGCUAAGGAGAUGAUCUUGAGGAUGGAAACGGCCAAGGACAGGGUGGAUUACGAUAGAGGAGUGCGGGAACAGAAGAUAAGAAGAUGGGCGAGAUUGAAAACCGCUGUGUCGCUCAAUUCCCCUACCAAAUUUGAGAUAUUAGCGGAUGAAACCGUUCUGAUCACUCUGUUGGAUGCCAAUCAUUGUCCGGGCUCCGUCAUGUUUCUUGUUGAAGGCAGCCGAGGCGCAGUGCUGCACACAGGAGAUGUUCGAUCAGAGCCCGUCAUGGUCAACGCACUACGCCGCAAUCCGCUGUUGACGCAAUACAUCAGUCCCUUUAAGGUGCUUGAUGCGAUCCAUCUGGAUACCUCAUGCUUCCUUGGAACUGUUGACGUUCCGCCAAAAGAAGAUGCGGUUGCAGGAUUCAUCAAGCUUAUUAUGCUGUACCCCCCGAAAACGACAUUUUUCAUCAACGCAUGGACAUGGGGAUACGAAAGCAUGAUUACGGCAGUUGCUCGAUUGCUAAAUGCUAAGGUCCACGUGGAUCGCUACAAGCACACGAUAUUCACCCACCUA
Messenger RNA from Dacryopinax primogenitus, 648 nucleotides. RefSeq lists its product as uncharacterized. The annotation marks the transcript as partial. The record is from RefSeq and is a predicted model, not a curated record. Gene Ontology annotation, biological process: interstrand cross-link repair; protection from non-homologous end joining at telomere; double-strand break repair via nonhomologous end joining. The transcript has 5 exons. Lineage: Eukaryota; Fungi; Basidiomycota; Dacrymycetes; Dacrymycetales; Dacrymycetaceae. Gene Ontology annotation, molecular function: 5'-3' DNA exonuclease activity; damaged DNA binding.